GAUGAUAACCCGGAAGACGGGUCCGUCACAACAGAAGAGAGCGGAGCAGCUUUCUCCACGGGGAAGCUCCACGCCUCAAAAUACCGUAAAUAUGCAGCUUCACUUCACCAAAGAGGUUCUCCCGGACUCAGUUAGUGCAGACUUCCAGAAUCUGAACAAAUUCAACGAGCAGCAAUUUCACCGUCUGAUUGAAAUUCUGUUCCAGUUUCUGCUAGAACCUAAGGAGGCAGAGAGGUUUAUGCAACAACUUACUGAGUUUGCAGGGGAACAUGGGAUGAGUGCUGGCCCAUUGAAAAACCUGAUGAAAAGUGUCCUGCUGGUGCCACAGGGUGCCCUAAAGAAAAUUCUGUCAGCUGAGCAGGUCAAAGAAGACCUCACCACAUUAGGACUGAAUGAAGACAAGGCAACUUAUUUUUCACAACAGUGGGGAGAGCACUUUGCAGCCCUAUCCAGACUUGCUGUUGCACAGACUCUGAUGGUUAACCAGCUGGUUGACAUGGAGUGGAAAUUUGGAGUGACUGUCGGCACCAGUGAGAUUCAGAGAGUGGGCAACGUCUUUUUGCAGUUAAAGUUGGUUGUCAGGCAAGGAAAUUGCACUGAGAAUGUCUACAUGGAGUUGACGCUCCCUCAGUUUUACAACUUCCUACAUGAAAUGGAGAGAGCCAAGGCCAGCAUGGAGUCAUUUAGCUGAUCGUGUGUGUGCACAUGAUAUUGUUGAUGUGUGUGUGUGUGUGUAUGUUUAUAUUAGGGUUUUGUAGUGUGUGGCUAUAAUGCAUCACAUUGUGUCCUUGUAUGUAUAUAUGUGUGUGUGAGAGAGACAGAGAGAAAUAUACCAUAAUAAUAAUAAUAACCAAAACAUUCCAUUCAUUGAAUUUCUUCCAAAAAUAAAAUUCACUAAACUAAUGCCAGGACAAAGAUGUAGCAUAAAUAAUCUGAAGCCAUUUUUAUUUGGUUUAUUAAAGAAGCAUUGUCUAUAA
Molecule: messenger RNA, 977 nt
Organism: Cynoglossus semilaevis (tongue sole)
Lineage: Eukaryota; Metazoa; Chordata; Actinopteri; Pleuronectiformes; Cynoglossidae
Gene: commd7
Product: COMM domain containing 7
Exons: 9
Coding region: 2-691 (229 amino acids)
Biological process (GO): negative regulation of DNA-templated transcription; tumor necrosis factor-mediated signaling pathway
Molecular function (GO): NF-kappaB binding
Source: RefSeq, a predicted model, not a curated record